Molecule: messenger RNA, 1404 nt
Organism: Halichondria panicea
Lineage: Eukaryota; Metazoa; Porifera; Demospongiae; Suberitida; Halichondriidae
Exons: 4
Coding region: 179-1231 (350 amino acids)
Source: RefSeq, a predicted model, not a curated record
CACAAAUAUUUAAAAUAUGUGUUACCUAGGCAAACUUAAAAUGGAUAUAUAGCAGAUACAAGACACUGAACAUGUAUUAUAAUCCUUUCAUGCCAAGACACACCCAACACAUACACUAGCUUUGACAAUACUGGCAGACAACAGCUAUCUAAAACUAAAGCCCAAGACAAAAACUAAGAUGGCGCACCACUUCAUUGCAGUAUUACUAUCAUUGGUCGCAUACUCACAAUGUGAGUCACAUAGAACACAAGACAUCCACUGCAUAUCUCAGUUGCCUGGUUUCAAAGAUCAAGGAUUAAACAGCCCUAUGCUACUGAUAGGAAUUCAGGCAUUAGUCCCAGCCUACCAGAUUACCUGCAACGGCACCCUGGUCCAGUGGAGAGUGGCAACUGUGCGUGGAGGACAACACAGUGUACACUUACAGGUGUGGAGACCAGUGCAAGAAGCAGGCUCAUACCGUAUUGUUGGGGAAAAUUCCUUUAACAUAAAACCACAGGGUACUCACAACUUGUUCUCUUUGAUUCCAAGUAAAAAGGACCUGAUAGGAGUGCAAGAAGGAGAUAUACUAGGGUUCUAUUUGGAAAACAAUGCGAGCAUUGGUGAUGACUUCUCCAUUCAGUACCAGGCCAAUACUCCAGGAAUAGGUGUGAUCUAUCGACAGCUUUCAGCUCCUAUUAAAUCAAUUGACCACAGUACACUACCCGUAGAGUUGCUCAAUGCAGCACCCAUCAUACAUGGUGAAAUAAAAGCGUCUGAUUCCACAAUAAAUCCACCAACAACAAAAACAGCAACAUCAGACAGUGAUAAUACAUCAAUAACGAAAGACACAGACAAACCAACUGGUUAUCACACAACUACAGACUAUUCAAACCCCACAACAGAAGAUGAAAACAACGACCUAUUUGUCAUCAUUUCCUCAGUGUUAGCUGCAGUACUGGGAGUGACAUGCCUAUUACUGACAACAGCCGUACUGUUCAGAGCAUGCAUGGCUACUGAGAACAAUAGAAAAGAAAGCACAGACGCUUACAUUGAGGAGGAUUAUGAAUGCAGACGAGCUGUGAUAAUCCCCCCACCCCCGUUUCGGAAGCACACGGACAUGAUGAUCAUAGCAGUUACUGUACCACUAUGGAGUAACCUAAUACACGAGCAGAUUCCAAGAUCAUCAGCACACGAAUACGAGACACCUAUCCUACUGUCCCCUGAGAGAUCACAACUUACAUCUAUUGGCUAAGAUGUGACAAGAGCGUAUGAGAACUGUAUGAUUAUUCUCUAUUAUCUCUUUCUUGAUGUUUUAUAUCACAAUCUAAACGAUAUACCAUAAAUUAUACAUGAGUUUUAUAUAUUGACCAUUUUACUUCAUACACGUAUACUUACGUGUAGUACAUAUGCAGCUCCAGGUGUUGA